CUCUCGUCCGCUGGGAGCUCUCUCUCUCUCCAUCCGAGGAUGGAGGAGGGACGACGCACACGCGGCCAUCCGUGGAGGCGAGACGGGAGGAGAGAGGAGAGGCGGGAGGAGAGAGAACGGCGCCAUGACAUUUCUAGAGAGAGAAACAGCGGCGAGAGCGACUCGGCGGAAGGAAAAAAACAGGUGGGCGCACAGGCGUGCACCGGUGCACGGUGUGGUGCGUGCCCCCGGUGCACGGCCGCCUGCUACGCCGACGCCACCACCUGCCUGCUUCCCCCUUCCCCACGUCUCUAGAAGACAGGGAGAGAGAGGGGGUGGGGUGGGGGGUUAGAGCGCACGCGGAUCCAAGCAUGCCCGCCCAGACCUCCCCAUCUCUCCUCCGGGGGGAUGCGUGGAAGCAAGCCGAAUCAGGGCACCCUGGAGCGCGAGGGCGAGACGAGACGGCGCCCCCACUCCUCCCGUCCACACACCAUUACCACCGCCUGCCCACCCACCCCGUCACCACCUCCACCGCUGCUGAUAGGAUGACGAUGGGUGGAGAGAGAAACCAGACGAGGGGGAGUUGAAACUCCAUCCAGCCAGACGGUCGGUGGCGUUUCUUGCCUGCCGGGCAUAUGCGUGCUUCGGCUCCCCAGACUCGCCAUCGGCCGGCCGGCCUCUCCUGUUGCCACCAAUCCAUGGGCCUUUUUGGGUUUUCGACCUCGCCUCGCCUCGCCUCAACCCCCCAUGGGUCAGGUCAGAGGAGAGCUCCGCUCUCCCCCGUCACACGCCGCCAGCGGCAGGAGAGAGAGAGAAAGCAAGCAGCCGUGCUGCAGCCGGGCAAGAAACUUCCCCCACCUCCCUCCUCGCCUUUAUUUCUACUCGAUAUUGUCGUCUCCUUCCUCGGUCCUAUCUCCUCCCCGCCCCCUGCUCCGCCUUUUCUUCUCCGGUUCCUCCUCCCCCUCGCCUCGCCUCCCCCGCCCUCCGUUUCUUGCGGUGUGUGUGUGUGUGUGGGGGGGGGGGGGGUUGAGGAGGUGAGCAGCUGAGGUCCGGCGAGGCUAGGUUAGGCGGCCAUGGCGGCCGGCAAGAAGGCCAGGGUCGUCUUGGCCCAGCCGGCGGCGGGGUCGCCGCCGCCGCGCCCGCCUCCGCUCUUCUCUCGCGCGCCAGGCCCCGUCCGCGGCGCCGGGGAGGAGGCGGCGUACUGGGCCAGGCUUAGGUACCAGGCCCUCCUCCAUGACUACCAGGAGCUCGUCAAGGAAGCUCAAGCAAAGAGGACGAGGCUGCAAAUGGAGAGGCUUAACAAGCAGAGGCUAUUGGCUGAAGUCAAAUUCUUGAGGAAGAGAUACAAAUCCAUGUCUGAAAACCCAUCUCAGACAAUUGUUUGUAGAGUGAGGAAUCCAGCAAUGCGGCCUGCAUGUUGCACUGCUGCUGCUGCUUGGGCCAAUGACGCUCAUCACCAGUCGGUUCAAGCCAUUGGGAGUUCAAGCAGAAGCCAGCUGGUGCAAUGGAGACAAGAUGAUUCUCCAAGACCAUCUCCGGUGAUUGACCUCAACGAGGCCUGUGAGCCGGGUUAUGAGAUGGAAAUGGGUGAUCAUCAUGGUUACGGGGAGCCUCUUGGCAUCGACAAGGUGAGGAGGUACCCGAUGGAAGGUGUCACUGCUGCUGGCCCUAGCGAGGUACGAAUUCCUGCAUUUUGGGAUGCCCGGAGCCCGGCGGGGCGAGCUGGGAAGAGGAAGAUCUCAUGGCAGGAUCAGUUGGCCCUGAGAGUAUAGGCAAUGACAGUAUUUAGCUGAAGUGCCAUAGUAGUAGGAUCUGUAUGUGUCAUCGCUAGCCGGUCACCAGAUGUAAAAGGAUCUGCAGGAUAAUCUGGAUGGUUGUUUACUCCUGUCUCAUGAUGAAAACAUGGGCUGCCUUGUGAUAGCAAGGUAGGCGUGAUGGCUGUCACCAAAAAUGUUUAGGCAAAUCCUCGUGUGGAGGGCAAAUAGUUCAAUGAGAGAUGUACCUUCUGAGGCAGCAGUUUCUCCUGUUAUUGUAGAAUGUAGAGUUGAAGGAAUGCAUGAGGCCACUCUCCUGAGGUUGAACAAAAAAAGGGGGGCGUUGGGAUGGGGGUCCGGCAUGGGAUGGGAUGAUUGAUUGCAUCUUGGUUACCGCCAGUUGCACCUGUUGUUUCUGUGCUUAUUGUACAUAUGAUGUAGCAAUGCUGUCUAUAUGCAUGAGUUGAAAUUGUUUUGGUA
Molecule: messenger RNA, 2213 nt
Organism: Panicum virgatum (switchgrass)
Lineage: Eukaryota; Viridiplantae; Streptophyta; Magnoliopsida; Poales; Poaceae
Exons: 4
Coding region: 1053-1751 (232 amino acids)
Source: RefSeq, a predicted model, not a curated record